This is a messenger RNA of Ectocarpus siliculosus, 1497 nucleotides long. The record is from the annotation of a GenBank genome assembly. NCBI's taxonomy places the organism in Eukaryota, Phaeophyceae, Ectocarpales, Ectocarpaceae.
CAGCCAAAGCAGGCAUCACGGCUGUUGCGCUUGUGUCUGGUGGCGCGGGGUGAGAUCGUAGACCCCUGUUGCCGCGUGUGUGGCCCACCGCCCCCGGCAGAGGAGGAGAAGCCAUGCUGGCCCACUGCACAACCGCGUUGGUGCUGCUUGGGCUGCCGCUUGGAAUACAGGGAUUUGUGCCGUCACUCGCGAACAACGCUGCUGGUGCCAACAACGGGGCGGCAACGACACCCACGCCUGGUACUACUGCUGCCGCGACUGGUUGCCGGCGGUGGCAGCAUGAGCAUAGAAUAGCAAGUGGAUCCUCCUCAUGUCGGGCACCGCCGGCCCACGCCCAUCGCGCUGCGCCUCGGCCAGCGUCGCCAGCGUCGCUGCCGGAGUACUUCAUGGCCCUCUUCGGCGGAAACAAGGGGAGCUCGGCGACGAGAGCCAGCAAGGCGGAGGAGCUGGAGGCGGACCUGCUGUCGGCCAUCAAAGGGGUUCAGGGCAGGGGGAGAGACGUCACCCAGGAGCAGCGUGAGCUAGUGGACAAGGCCGUGGAGGCCCUGGAGAGCGACGGGGGCGCCCCGAACGCGGCCUCGAGCCCCCUCGUCGACGGAAGCUGGAGGCUGAUCUUCACGACCACCCCGGGAACCGCUUCGCCGGUGCAGCGGUCGUUUGUUGGGGUGGAUGGCUUCGCUAUAUACCAGGACAUCGACCUCUUCUCGGAGGUGCCCCCGACGGUAACCAACGUGGUGGACUUCGGCCCCCGAGUAGGGCAGCUGAGAGUAACCGCUCUCGCCAGCACGCCUUCCAGGCCUAUGGAAGGCUUCGUCCCGAGGAAGGGCGACGGGCGUUUUUUCGGCCUAAACAUAUUGGGGGUUAGCCAAACCACCCCGCCGGAGGACCCCAGCAGGCGUAUCGACUUCCAGUUCGAUGAAGCCGGCUUCGACUUCGAGGCACUGCCCUUCAACAUCCCCUACCCGGUGCCCUUUCGCUUGUUCGGGGACGAGGUGAAGGGGUGGAUAGACGUCACCUACCUGAGCGAGCGCUUACGGAUAGCAAGGGGAAACAAGGGCACCCUCUUCGUGCUCCAGCGGCCACCAUCUCCACCACCGCCAUAGUCGAUGAAACCACCGCCGUAGUUGACUUAUGUUGAAAAUCGUCAUGAUUGCUUCUGUCCCCGGCGUUCGGUUGAGUCAUCGCACAUUCGCGCCCUGGACUCGGUCCCGUGCUCUUUUCAGUGCUUGCUCUUGUUUGGUUUCGAAGCGGGGCAUGCGAGUUUCGCUGCAUCUAGGCAUCUAGAUACCUCUUUGUGUGUGUGUGUCUCUCUCUCUCUCACACAGCUUUCGUACGGGAGAUCGGCAAUGAAAGUUCAGCCGACGCUAUUCUGAUGUUUUUUUGCAGCAUCUGCUGCUGCUGUUGCUGAUGUUUUGGGGGGUGAAAUGUGGAAGCGCCGGGGGGUUGAGCAUGAUCAAGUCUCGAGGGUUCACCAGGCAUGAUCAUUGCAAAAUGUUG